CAACAGGCGGAUUUUCUCUCUCCUCCAUUCCAAGACCACACCGACCGUCCGGGCGAGACAAAGGGCUCAGAGUCGAACCUCAUCAGAACACCUCCAGAACACAGAAGCGCCAUGGCCAACCCUAAAGUUUUCUUCGACAUCGCCGCGGACGGCAAGCCGAUGGGCAGAGUGGUCAUGGAGCUGAGAGCUGAUGUUGUCCCCAGAACAGCAGAGAACUUCAGGCAACUGUGCACAGGACAGCCUGGCUUUGGCUACAAGGGUUCCACUUUCCACCGAGUCAUCCCCGGCUUCAUGUGCCAGGGUGGUGACUUCACAAAUCACAAUGGAACUGGUGGCAAAUCCAUCUAUGGCCACAAGUUUGAGGAUGAGAACUUCAACCUGAAACACACUGGUGCUGGCUGCCUGUCCAUGGCAAAUGCUGGACCCAACACCAACGGUUCCCAGUUUUUCAUCUGCACAGCACUCACCUCUUGGCUGGAUGGUAAGCACGUGGUCUUUGGCCAGGUUGUGGAGGGCUUAGACAUUAUCAAGAAGGUGGAGGGCUAUGGUUCCAGCAGCGGCAAAACCAGUGCCAAGAUCACCGUUGCCAACAGCGGUCAGCUGUAGACUUCCCUUCUCCCCGUCCCAAACCCCUCUCCUUCAGAUCAUGAUCUAGUCCAUCCUAAUCCUGGUUGGAACAGCAACAUUCCUUUCCAGUUUUGCUCCCUUUACCCAUCCUUAAAACCCAUUUAAACCCGUUUGUCCCUUUUUGACGAGUUGCCUUUUCGAUCAGUUCAUUUGUUCGUUUGUUUUUUUUUUCAUUUGCAAAUAGAAGCCUGUGGGCUUUAAGGUUUGUGUAUCAAAAUCUGAAAAUAAAGGGGAACAAGUA
Molecule: messenger RNA, 868 nt
Organism: Astyanax mexicanus (Mexican tetra)
Lineage: Eukaryota; Metazoa; Chordata; Actinopteri; Characiformes; Acestrorhamphidae
Gene: ppiaa
Product: peptidylprolyl isomerase Aa (cyclophilin A)
Exons: 5
Coding region: 112-606 (164 amino acids)
Biological process (GO): protein peptidyl-prolyl isomerization; protein folding
Cellular component (GO): intracellular membrane-bounded organelle
Molecular function (GO): peptidyl-prolyl cis-trans isomerase activity
Source: RefSeq, a predicted model, not a curated record